GAGCACGGCGCAUGCGUGAGGGGAGGGGCUGCCGACUUCCACUCGGUCACUUCCGGCGCGCGGGAGGAUAUGCUUCCGGGUCACGCGCCUUGCUCUCGGCCCGGCUCUGGUGUCCGGUGAGUGGAGCCGGCACGUGCCGCUCCGCCUGACUCACGCGUGGCUCCGGAGCUGACCCGGAAGCCCCGCCCCCCGACGCCCCGCCCCCUCACGCGGGUGUGACCCGCCCCUCCCCCGCCAUGUCCACGCUCUUCCCCUCGCUCUUCCCGCGCGUCACCGAGUCCCUCUGGUUCAACCUGGACCGGCCCUGCGUGGACGAGAACGAGCUGCAGCAGCAGGAGCAGCAGCACCAGGCCUGGCUGCAGAGUAUUGCCGAAAAAGACAAUAAUUUGGUCCCUAUAGGAAAACCUGCCUCCGAGCAUUAUGAUGAGGAGGAAGAGGAGGAUGACGAAGACGACGAAGACAGCGAAGAGGAUUCUGAGGACGACGAGGACAUGCAGGACAUGGACGAGAUGAACGAUUAUAACGAGUCCCCGGAUGACGGGGAGAUCAAUGAGGUGGACAUGGAAGGAGCUGAGCAAGACCAAGACCAGUGGAUGAUCUGACCCAGCUGCAUCUUGACCAGGUUAAAGGCUGCUGGCGUCCGCUGGAGCCGAAGGAGGGUAGGAGAACUCUCCCUUCUGGCUUGGCAUUGCCUACAGGCAUCAGAUGGGACGGCUCAUCAGUGCAGGGUCUGAUGGACAGCAGCACUUGGAAGCCCUGGUUAGGGAAGUGUCCCCACUGCUGUCUGUCUCGUGAUUAUUUUGUGAACGGUGCGUGGAACAGAAUCUGGCUCAGCCUCUCGCCCCACAACGGAGCCAGCUGGAGAGAAGCUUUCGGUCUCGGCACCUGCCCAUGUUACCACCUGGCCUGUGCCAGGGCAGCUACUGUUAACAUACAGCUCUACAUGGGAUCACGGGACGGCCAGGGUGGGACAGAGCAGCCGGGGCUGGCUUUGUGCGUCUCUGGCUCUCACAGAAAUGUGGGGUUUUCCAAUAAAUAACACUUCAAAACAA
Messenger RNA from Chelonia mydas (Green sea turtle), 1052 nucleotides. It is a transcript of the gene ANAPC15, whose product is annotated as anaphase promoting complex subunit 15. Gene Ontology annotation, biological process: regulation of mitotic cell cycle spindle assembly checkpoint. The transcript is spliced from 4 exons. The record is from RefSeq and is a predicted model, not a curated record. NCBI's taxonomy places the organism in Eukaryota, Metazoa, Chordata, Testudines, Cheloniidae. Gene Ontology annotation, cellular component: anaphase-promoting complex. Bases 237 to 602 code for a protein of 121 amino acids.